AAGACGGGUCGGAUCUGAUCUUACCCGGGUCUCCACCCCGAGCGGAAAAGCAGCUCUUCCGAGCUGCAGCUUCUGAAGACGGCUCCGGUUGGGUCCUGCGGGGUGACAGACGGGACGGCACGGGCUUCCUUUGUCCUGGCUGCGGCCCCGCGGAGAAGUUUGGUGAAGGGUCCCCUAUUUCCCCCCGCCCCGCCUCUCUCUCUGUCCCUGAGCCCAUGACGGAUCCCCUGAUGCUCCCCCUGAGCCAUGGAGUUCCGGGGCUGCAGCCUCACCGCGUGGGAGUGGGGAAUCUGCCCACUGGCCCCCACGUAUUCCGGACCCUACCCCCAGCGGCCGACGGCUUCCCUCACCCCUAUGCUGGGCCAGGCCUUGAGAACGGUGACCUGCGCCUCCGGUCCAGCUCAUCUGUCCAACUGGGAUCCCAGCCGUCAGGGCCCGGGACUCUGCUGUACCCGGGUCAGCCCGGACCCUUCCCGGGGCCCCCGCGGCCGCCGCAGCUCGCGGCCAGCUUGCAUAGGCAGAAACUCCACCCGUUCUACCAGGGCCACCCUGCGGGGUGUGCCCUGGGUCCGGGGAUCCCGCGGUGCUGGCCGGGCCCUCUGGGCCCAGACCUGGCGCCCCCCGCGCUGACCUUGAGCUGUGUGGACGCCGAGCUCAUCGACGAGGAGACGCUGACUUCUCUGGAGCAAGAGCUGGGGCUAGACCGGGUGCAGGAGUUGCCCGAGCUCUUCCUGGGCCAGAACGAGUUCGACUGCCUCUGGGACUUUGGGGGCAAACAGCAGGCCGGAGCCGUGAGCUGCUGAGGGCCCCAGGGCUCUGGCUUUUUCGAGGAUUUCCCAUGUCCUCUCCCUAGCCCAAUUCCAAUCUCUUAACAGCUUAGCAGCCUUGUCCCUGGAUCCUUUCUGGCUGGUAUCUGGAGUAAAGAGACUAAAGCUUGGAGGGAGGGGGUCAUGUUUGUGGAGAAGCUCCCGCCAGCAUUAGCUGUCUGUGUCCCUGGGGUUUAAAAGGUCUGGGUUCAUGAUUGUGAAGGAGACUCCGUGGCAUUUGGAAUGCCUAUCAGGCUCUCUAGUCUGUCCUUAUUUAGGAUGGACAAGGGCACAAUCAGAAUUUGAACCCAGGUCUUCUAGCUCUAAGCUCUUUCCCACCAUACCAGACUUCUUGACUAUGGGGGCUGUUUGCUGGGGGUGGGAGGGGAAUUACAGAUGCCUGCCUUUGAACCCUCCCCUGCUGAGCCAUUUCAGGCUUAGGGUCUCUACCAGACCUUUCCUUUCCGCCUUCCAAGACUCUCUCCCAUCUGGCUGAAAGGACUACGGGCACUUGGCAAUAUGGAUCCCUGUACUUAUCUCAGGGGCACGGGCAGGGUGUGCCUGGGUCACUGCCAUAGUUGGACUUUUUUCUGCACGCCACUGGCCCCAUGCUGGGGCUCUUUGGGGGGAUUUCCCAACUCGUGGGUGACUAACUGGCUUAAGGUCACUGCCCUCUUUCUCUGCCUUUGCAAGCCAAAAUAAAAGUUUCCUUUUGGGUUUGGA
Molecule: messenger RNA, 1529 nt
Organism: Phascolarctos cinereus (koala)
Lineage: Eukaryota; Metazoa; Chordata; Mammalia; Diprotodontia; Phascolarctidae
Gene: CITED4
Product: Cbp/p300 interacting transactivator with Glu/Asp rich carboxy-terminal domain 4
Biological process (GO): regulation of DNA-templated transcription
Cellular component (GO): nucleus
Molecular function (GO): transcription coactivator activity
Source: RefSeq, a predicted model, not a curated record